This is a messenger RNA of Ilex paraguariensis (yerba mate), 2509 nucleotides long. NCBI's taxonomy places the organism in Eukaryota, Viridiplantae, Streptophyta, Magnoliopsida, Aquifoliales, Aquifoliaceae. The record is from the annotation of a GenBank genome assembly.
GUGCUUAAUUGACUCUUCAGUAUCUGCAUCUUCUCUCCUUCUCAAUUGACUUUAUACUAUCCAUUCUUCAUGCUUAUAGGAUUGAUUUCCAUCUUUUGACUCCUCGGAUGGAAAUGCUGUCUUGGAUUUUUUGCGUACAAUCUUGAUAGUGCUUCUGGUACUUGCUGCGAGAAAGUUUCCAAGCAGGCCUGUGGUGGAAAAAAAGAAGGCCAUGGCUAAAUCGCAUGGAAUCAUUUAUUCAGCUGCUCAGUCACCGCAACACCCUAAAUCAUGUGGUACAAAUCAUGGAGUGGAGCUCAGGCAGCAGAGCAAUGGACAUCUCUUGAUGUUGAAAUCCAAAGUUCCAAAUAAGGGGUUGUGGCACAUAUGUCUGAAACUAAGAAACGCUGUUGUGUCCCGAGGAUCAUCUUUACCAUGUCGCUCAACUGAACUGCGUAAUGCUGAAACCACUGAAUGUGUUAGACACAAUGGUGAUAGUUCGGGCACAUCUAGAGCACAAGGCGAAAAUGAGCAUCCUACUAAACCUGAGAAAAUUAUUCAUUCAACUCAGGGCUUAGCUGAAGCUUGUAAAUUUGUUCACAAUGAUGCAAAAUAUGUUAAUGAAAGGGCGCGGAGUGAUAUUGUCAUGCUUUCUCGUGGCAUAAUGAGAUUGGAUGCUCGUGCCCGCCAAGACAUUGCUAUUCUUAGUUCAGAGUUUCUUAAGCUUGAUGCUCGGGCUCGAGAGGAUACCGAGAAAAUAGACCAUAAUGUGAAGAGAAGAGCUGAAGGUCUUCAUCAGAUUGCAACUAUUUUGAAGAACAAAGCUCAAUCUAAAUUGAAAACUGUCGCUGAUCGACAUUGGAGUGAUGGAGCUUUAGAGGCCGAUUUGCGGCGAGCCGACUUCUGUGCCAAGCAGCGUGCAAUGGAAGAUGCCCUUUUGGCUUUGGAGUUUAUCAAAAACAUCCAUGACAUGAUGGUGAGCAAGAUGUACAAGUUUCCAUACAGGAAAAAAGGUUCUCUAUCUACAAAUGACAUGGCAGGGCGUAUAACACUUGAAAAGAAUGGGAAAACUCUUGCCUUCUUCCCCUGGGGAGUAUCUACGGAUGGCAUUGCUGUAAUUCAGGAAGCUUACUGGAGCAUAGCAUCUGCACUCUCGGAAGCUGAUGGAAUUGACUAUACUGAUCCUGAAGAGCUUGAGUUGUUGGUUACAACACUCAUCAACCUUGAUGCAAUGGAUGGUAAAAGUAGUGUAUCAUUACUGGCAGAGUGCUCGAGUUCUCCUGAUGUGAAUACUAGGUAGCUUUUCUCUUCACUACUCAAAACAUCUCUUUUAUCCUUAUAAUACAACAUAUUCUAGAAUGGGAUUAUAUCUUGAGUCUUGUGUUACAGUUCAAUUUUUUCCGCUUUUUCUUUUCUACUUUUAGGUUAUGAGUAUGGAUUAAAAUGAAUGAGCAUAUAUAUCUUACUCGUCAAAGAGUUUCUCCAGCCUGCUGCUUGUAACUGGCAUCCGAAAGGAAAUUUUUUCAUGCAGUUACAAAAGUAUUCUUCAGCCUACUGGUUGUAACUGUGCAUCAGAAUGGAAAUUUUAUUAUGACACAACUACUUUGCCCCAAGGUGCUUAUAGUAAAGACCAACCUCCAAAAGUAUAUGCAACUUGAAUUUUCAGAGUUGUGUUCACUGAAGUGAUAAAUUUCAGAAACUUGAAUAGUAAUUCAUGAUUCCUAUGAGAAAAAAUUGGGCUGUUCUUGUAUUAUGAUUGUGUUAAUUGUUGAACACUGGUGAAGUGUGAAGUAUUUACUGUAAACCUCCAAGACUGCUUCCUUGUUAUUUUCCAAUUUUAUGAUGAUUUUACCUUUCUAGUCUUUUAUUAUAUCCUUUCCUUCUUUUUUCUUUUUUUUUGGAUAAUUUUGUGAUUCAUGGUGUGCAGGAAAGCGUUAGCUAAUGCAUUGGCAGCUGCUCCAUCCAUGUGGACUCUUGGAAAUGCCGGCAUGGGGGCGUUGCAGAGACUGGCAGAAGAUAGCAACCCAGCCAUUGCUGCUGCUGCAUCCAAGACUAUUUAUGAGUUGAAGAAACAAUGGGAAAUAGAAGAGGGAGACAGCUGGAGGUUCAUGAUGAACCAAAAGCCAGUGGAAGAGGUAGACGGUCGAGAAGAGGAUGGUGCAGAGACAAGCUAAGAGCUGUCCAUAUGAACCAUACAGUAGAUAUCUAGAUGUACCCUGUAGCUUUUAGGAUAAAUACUCUGAUCACUGGAACUAAUUGGACAAAUAACUUGUAUUUUGGUUUUUUUUUUUUGGUCCAAAUGUGUUUUGUUAAUUGUUAGUAGUUCUUUUUCUGGAAAGUUGAUGGUUCGCAUGGUAGUAGGGUAAAGGGUAUAAGUUUCUGUGCUUAUUUUUGCCUAAUUCUCCUUGUGCUUUGCUGCAAUUCUGAAACAUACAACUGAUAGAUGAGAAUCCUCCAGGUUAUAUCAAUGGUUCUCUCUGCUGAGCUCAUAAACUUGACUUGAGAUAAGUUAGUUUUUUCUUUGUAGAAG